AUGGCAUGGAAUAAUCAAUCAGUGGUAACCGAAUUCAUAUUACAGGGUCUCUCCAGUUCUUCAGAACUCCAAAUUUUCUAUUUUCUGUUUUUCUCUAUGGUCUACGCAGCCACAGUUCUGGGGAACCUCCUUAUUGUGCUCACUAUUAUAUCAGAGCCACGUCUUCACACCCCCAUGUAUUUUCUACUGGGCAAUCUCUCUUUCAUUGACAUGUCUCUGGCCUCAUUUGCCACCCCCAAAAUGAUUGCAGAUUUCCUCAGUGAACGCAAAGCCAUCUCCUUUGAAGGUUGCAUUACCCAGAUAUUCUUCCUGCAUCUCUUAGGGGGUGUUGAAAUUGUGCUGCUCAUAUCCAUGUCUUUUGAUAGGUAUGUUGCUAUCUGUAAACCUCUACGUUACUUAACUAUUAUGAGUCAAAAAAUGUGUUUUGGACUUGUGACACUUUCCUGGAUUGUUGGCAUCUUCCAUGCUAUGAGUCAGUUAGCAUUUACUGUAAAUCUGCCCUUCUGUGGACCCAAUAAAGUGGACAGCUUCUUUUGUGAUCUCCCUUUAGUAAUCAAACUUGCUUGUGUAGACACAUAUAUUUUAGGAGUGUUCAUGAUCUCAACCAGUGGCUUAAUUGCCCUGGUGUGCUUCAUUCUUCUUGUGAUAUCUUACACCAUUAUCCUGGUGACAGUUAGACAACGUUCAUCUGGUGGUUCCUCAAAAGCUCUCUCCACUUGCAGUGCCCACUUCACUGUUGUUACCCUUUUCUUUGGUCCGUGCAUUUUUAUUUAUGUAUGGCCCUUCACAAAUUUCCCAAUAGACAAAGUCCUCUCAGUAUUUUAUACCAUUUUUACUCCCCUCUUGAAUCCAGUAAUCUACACUCUUAGAAAUAAAGAUGUUAAAAAUUCUAUGAGAAAACUCAGCAGCCGUAUCUUUAAGUCAAGGAAGACUGAUCAUACUCUUCCUUAA
Suncus etruscus (white-toothed pygmy shrew) is the source of this 951-nucleotide messenger RNA. RefSeq names its product olfactory receptor 4K3. The transcript has a single exon. Bases 1 to 951 code for a protein of 316 amino acids. Gene Ontology annotation, cellular component: membrane. The record is from RefSeq and is a predicted model, not a curated record. Gene Ontology annotation, biological process: G protein-coupled receptor signaling pathway. NCBI's taxonomy places the organism in Eukaryota, Metazoa, Chordata, Mammalia, Eulipotyphla, Soricidae. Gene Ontology annotation, molecular function: olfactory receptor activity; G protein-coupled receptor activity.